Annulohypoxylon maeteangense is the source of this 1551-nucleotide messenger RNA. RefSeq lists its product as uncharacterized. Bases 18 to 1346 code for a protein of 442 amino acids. The record is from RefSeq and is a predicted model, not a curated record. The transcript is spliced from 4 exons. Lineage: Eukaryota; Fungi; Ascomycota; Sordariomycetes; Xylariales; Hypoxylaceae.
GACUUGUUCAUCAUACGAUGCCUCAACCAGCGCUUACCCCGGAGCAAGAAGCGCAUUUUAACGACACUAGAAGGCCCGCGUUAUGGGGUUGCCUGAUCACUUUUCUCGUUAUCAACGAUGUAGCUAUCGCCGGCAGGUUAUGGGGAACAUGGAGGUCCGUAGCGAGCCGCUCACGAGUCAUGGCAGAGGAUAUUUCGAUUAUUCUAAGUGGAAUCUUUGUCAAUGUUAUCAUAGCAAACCUGAUGGUAGCAACCCACUACGGGCUUGGUCUUCACACGUACACUAUCAAUUCCCGAGAUCCGGAUUAUCCAUCGAACCUAUCUAAGACAUUCAGGCAUAUCUGGAUUACGAUGGUCUUGAUGUGUGCCUUUUUUGUCUGCAUUAAGAUGACAUUGCUGUUCUUCUACAGGCGAUUAUUCCUCGUAUCCAACCGAGGUCUACACAUCUUCUGGUGGAUCAAUUUCGUCUACAUAAUCCUCUGGUUCUUCUGCGGCACCGCCUUCUACCUAUUUCAGUGCAAGCCCGUGGAAUGGUACUUCCUUCAGUACUACGAUAGGUUUCACAAGCCCGUUCCCGGGGGCAAACAUGGACAGUGUAAUGCUACUAGCGUCCUUCACGUCUCCCUACCGGUGAUCUUCAGCCUUAUCUCCGAUGUUGGCUUAUUAGCGCUACCCAUUUGGGCUAUCUCUAAGCUGAGACUUGACAAGACGAAAAAGCGUGGCCUAAUGGUCGUCUUCGGAAUUGGCCUAGUUGCCGCCAUGCUUGAACUAGCUCGAAUUCUGGCGCUUAUCAUCGACACCGAUGACAAGACUGACCCGAGUUAUGGCGUUGCCAUAUUUUUAAUCCUUACUGCCACCGAAGAGACGACAGCAGUGGUUUGCGCAUGCCUACCAGUGAUAUUCCCUCAGGUGGCUCGAGAAUUUCGGAACCAUGUUAGAAACAAUAGCUAUAUUUAUGAUGGGAAUAGAGGUCAGGGCUCAUCCGAGCAACAAAGUUCUCGGGGCUUCAAGCGAGUCGUGAGCCUGAAUCACAUAUGGACGACUGUUGGCGCUUCUAAGAUGGGUACUACGCAUGACGACGGUAUUACCUUGCAUAGCGUUGAAGUUACAGGGAACUCGACUCUAAGAAAUGACGAGCGUGAUGGUACCUCCGAUCACACACAGCACCCAUAUUAUCAAAUGACAAACAUGGGCCAACCCGAGCACGGAUACCUAUCGCAUCCAUACAACACAAACUACGUCAAUCAGACAGCAGAGCCACGCGUUAUAUCGCAGAAUAAUAUCCAUGUACGUACAGAUGUUCAAGUACAUGUGGACAAUGAGGCUAGAGCGAGGGAAAAUAUGUAAACUAACUCCAGGUAUUCUUAUUGUUUCAACUUGAGAAGGUCAAUCGCGGUCUUGAAGUUUUUGUUUUCAUCCUUACUAGGUAGGCACCAAUGAUAUUUCUCACCCAGCGCUGUCGCGAUAUGUUGAUUUCGGCUACUCAAAAAGUCAGCGGGGAGGUUACAGGAAUAGGGGUAAGAAAGGGGUAAGAUAUAGCAACCUAAAUUCC